AUGACUGUUUACAAACUUAAAGAUUUGAAAUAUAAUUGUACUGUACUAACAGGAAAAAAUAACGACAGUAAUGAUACAAUUCGAUACAAUCCCUUUGAUCUAAUUAGUAACCCCAUAAUUAAUACCCAUAAAUCUAAGGUAUUUGGAAAUUAUACCUUGAAUAUAAACAACCGAUUUAACAGUAAUAGUAAAACUGUAUUGCUAAGUGAUGGCUUGAACAUUGAGCAUAACAGAACAAGCAACAAUAAUAAUGCUUUUAUUAAAUACGAUAAAGAAAAUCAAACAAAUACCACCACGUUUACUAAUAAUACUAACCAAGUUUUAUUGACCGGAUACUUACAACUAAAUUUUAGGCCACAGACUACAAAAAUAAAGAAAGUAGAAAUAAAAUUGUGUGGCUACAAUUUAAACUAUAAAUAUAGCAAAUUAAAUAAAAAUAUUGCACCUAUAUAUCCUACUGUAGACAAAAAAGCUGGUGUGAUAUAUCAUUUACCAUUUAUAGAAGACAUUGUAAUAUAUAAUAAAGAAUGUUUUUAUGCUUCAAACAACGAUAAUGCCAAUACCCAUGCCCAAUCUAUCCCCUUUGACUUUAUAAUUAGUUCUGAAAAAUAUUUACAAAGUUUGAAAUGCAAAUAUUGUUUAAUAGAUUACAGAGUAGAAUGUAUCAUAUAUUUACAGAAUAAACAUGAACAAAACAGCCAAAUAUUUUUAAGCGACUCCAUUGAAAUCAUUAAAUGCUUAGAACCAGGUAGUAUAUACAAAAAUGAUUUGGUGGAGAGUGGUGGUAAAUGGUGCAAUGGAACAAUAAAUUAUAACUUUUAUUUAUCUAGCAAAUUGUUAACAUUAAACAAACCCUUUCAAAUACAAUAUGUUUUGACCGGUAUUUCUAGUCCUUCUGUUGAUUUCCCGGAAAAAAUAAAAUAUCUAAGUUUUAUUAAGAUCCAAUUGAUACAAAAAACUUAUUUACCAAUGGAUGACGCUUGUAGUAUUCAUGACGAAACCAUCAAUAAAGGAAAUUAUAAGGAUUGUUUACCGCACAAACAGCAGAAGCAUUGUAAUGUCAAGAUCUUUACUUUACUAGACGAUAAAAGACAUAAUUUUUAUAACAGCAAUCUAUUAUCACGAAAUGAAAAUAAUGCUGUGACAUUGAAUUAUGACAAUUUACUCGUUAAUGAAUUUUACCAAGGUAUUAAAUUAUCAACCAGCUACUUAGAAUCAAAGCACAUAUAUAAUUUUAAAAUAGAACAUGAAUUGAAAAUAACUAUUGGGAUUAUUACCGAAGCUUUGGAUGAUAAAGCUAGUUUUUGCAUCAACACAAUUAAUAGCAAUAGUAUUUUUAAAAAUAUAACAAAAGUUUUGCAAAUGUAUAGCAGUAAUUCUAUAGGAGCUAGUGGUCUUGCUUUAUGUGUUAAUAAUGGCAAUAAUAACAGAAAUAAUGGCAAUAAUAAUAGAAAUAAUGGCAAUAGCAAUUUCGUAACUAAAUGUUCUAUUUCUAUUCCAGUUGUUUUAAUUACCGACCAAAUGGCAAGUAGUUUAACGUUACCAAAAUACAGAUAA
Saccharomycodes ludwigii is the source of this 1557-nucleotide messenger RNA. RefSeq lists its product as uncharacterized. The record is from RefSeq and is a predicted model, not a curated record. NCBI's taxonomy places the organism in Eukaryota, Fungi, Ascomycota, Saccharomycetes, Saccharomycodales, Saccharomycodaceae. The coding region runs from base 1 to 1557 and encodes 518 amino acids. The transcript has a single exon.